CGCUACCGCCCAUAGUUUCCAUUUCUUUUUAGCUGCUUUUUGUGCACUAUAUAUAUAGUGGAAAUGAGUGCGGUAUCAAUCGGAUAAAAACUAAACAGAACAAGAAGCCAAACAUCAAGAAGAUGGGACACCAGAAGGUGGCAAAACCUAGCCGAAGCGACGAGGUCUUAGAUGCAGACCAACAGCUGAAAAUCUCCAAUCAGAUCAGGGCUCAGUUUGAUUCCUUGGCCCCGAAACGACCCACCAAACCUAGCAGAAGCGAACCCGAUUCAACAACGGACAACCCUUCUGCACCCGUGUCCACUAUUCACCAAAACAUCCCGGAGUUUGACAAACUUCGAUCUCUUCAGUCUCAAUCUUAUGGUAUGUAUCCAGUAGAGGGAGCCUGUACGGUGACAGAUGAAUUUGUGGAGACACACUACUACAAAGAGUUGAUUUCUAUUGACAAGCAGCACCACACGACGGGAAGUGGAUUUAUCAGAGUGAUGAAGGAAGGAGCUGAGGAAAAUGGAUUUAAUCUUGAAUUAGGAAAUGGACUGUCACACGGGAAUGGAAAUGGAGCAGCAUUCAAGAGCAACCCUGCAAAAAAUGACUGGAUUCCCAGUGUCUAGUUAUUCAGGCCUUCCGCCGUCGUGUCUGCCGUGCUGAAUCGGAGCGAGAGUUAUUAGAUCUGCCGACAGUCACAGCUGACUGAAAAAUGCGUUACAUGUGUAGAACUUGGAGCUUCUUGUAUCAUUAUGAAUUAAUAAAUAAUUGCAUCGGUAUUAUGGGAUAAGGAUUGUUGACGUAAUAAAGCUUUUGUAUGUUUAAUUGUGUAA
Mangifera indica (mango) is the source of this 818-nucleotide messenger RNA. RefSeq lists its product as uncharacterized. Bases 123 to 611 code for a protein of 162 amino acids. The transcript is spliced from 3 exons. Lineage: Eukaryota; Viridiplantae; Streptophyta; Magnoliopsida; Sapindales; Anacardiaceae. The record is from RefSeq and is a predicted model, not a curated record.